CAGCAACGGAAACUAAGUAUAGAAUAAUAAAAAUGAACCGUUUUUGUGUUUUUGUAUCAUUUGUAAUUCUAAAUGUUUUAGCAGAUGACCUUGCGGAUUAUAAGGAGCAGGUUGCCACCACAAACAAAUACAUCAAGCUUGCAGGAGAAACCAUGCAUACUAUAAUUAUAAAAUAUAUUGAAGAAAAUGAACCGAUGGAAAUAAUGUCUUUGCUGUUUGCUGCACCGGACAUGGAAAUCAAGGAAAACGAACUGCAGCAACGCAUUGGUUACGAAACUAAAUUGCAAAGCGAAAUACUCGAAAUCCUAAAAAUUAAUUAUACUGACAUUGAACAAAAAACUGUAUUAUGUAAUUUAUUGAAAAAGAUUUUUGUAAAAAGAAGUUGUGAGUUUCCAGCACUUGGAAAUGCGAGAAGAGAUAUAACUUUAGAAGCUGUAAAGAUUGCAAUCCUAAAAUAUGCUGUACCGCCUUUUUUGAGUACUAAAACGAUAGAAAUGCCUUCUUCUGAAACUAUUCCAGAGAUUGAAAUGUUGAAACGGUUUAACCGGAUGUGUCGUUUAAAAGGAUUGCGCAGUAGUAUAGAAAAACCAACAUUUUUUAUAAAACAAGCUGUAGUUAAAGAUGAAGGUGAUACUUGUUGGCUAACUGAUUGUAACAACGCUUUCGUGUGUUUUAGUUGGAUGGGGAUAGCUUAUCAUUAGUCAAUCAACAUCAUUAAUAUAGUAAAAAGUAUUCACUUGCUUCUCAGUUAUUGUAAUUAAUACCAGAAAUCUUAGAGAUAACUAAUUAAAAAUUAUACAGCACUAUUGUUAUUAUAUUAAAAUACUUAUUUUA
Molecule: messenger RNA, 834 nt
Organism: Adelges cooleyi (spruce gall adelgid)
Lineage: Eukaryota; Metazoa; Arthropoda; Insecta; Hemiptera; Adelgidae
Exons: 13
Coding region: 33-701 (222 amino acids)
Source: RefSeq, a predicted model, not a curated record